GGAGACCUUGAGGAGGUGAGGAGGAUGCUGAGGAAGGGCGUAGACAUCAACUCGUGCAACUACGACGGCAAGACGAUCAUGCACAUGGCAGCCUCCGAGGGAAACUAUCGAGUAGUUGAGCUUCUGCUGGAGGAAGGAGCUGAAAAGAAUCAGAAGGACAGGUGGGGCAACACGCCGCUACAGGAUGCGAUCAAUAACACCCAGGGCCCAGUCAUCCAGCUGCUC
Guillardia theta CCMP2712 is the source of this 225-nucleotide messenger RNA. RefSeq lists its product as hypothetical. The annotation marks the transcript as partial. Gene Ontology annotation, molecular function: protein binding. The record is from RefSeq and is a predicted model, not a curated record. The transcript has a single exon. NCBI's taxonomy places the organism in Eukaryota, Cryptophyceae, Pyrenomonadales, Geminigeraceae.